ACAUGGCAAUCUCGUGAAUAUUCUGUACAGAAAACCAUUUUCUGCCUUUCAUCAAACUUCCCUCAGCGUUUUUCUGUACACGGGUCGGGUUGACAUGUUUGUGCACGGGAAAAGUGUACUUGCCACGUUGUGUGUGUUGUUGAUUCAUCUUGGGAAAUUUGGAGUUAAUGCAGAAGUCGGAUCUACUGUAUGUACCGACGGUGGAACGGAAUGUGACGCCCACGCCAACACCGCCUGUGAUGUAGCGGGAGGGAGUCUCGUCUGUAUCUGUAACGUGGGAUAUGUUGCUGCUACUGACAAACUUGCAUGCACAUAUGACUGCGGCACUGUUCCUACGCUUGCGGAUGGUUCUGCAGACACUACAUCUCUGAUGGCCGUUACGUACACGUGUAACGCCGGGUUCGAACUUGUCGGUACAGACACCAUCAACUGUGUGGAUGGAAUUGGUUGGGAAACGAUAAUAGCCACGUGUCAAUGUCCAGUUUUGACAGCACCGACGGGCGGAACUGUAAAUGCGGACACCGGAACUAACGUCGGUUGGUAAUUCCGCAACCUACACGUGUAACACGGGCUUCAAGCUGGUUGGGGAUAGCACAAGAAACUGUGUUUCCGGCACGGGCUGGGACGGCGCAGAACCCACGUGUAUCACAGAUUGUGGAGCCCUUGUAAGCACGGGUAAUCUCGGAGUGACCCUCCUUGACACUGUUCUGAAUUCUGUGGCCACUUACACCUGCAGUGGCGGAUUCAUCCUUGUGGGGACCAACACUCGCACGUGCAUAGAAGCUGGCUGGGAUGGGAAUGAACCUACGUGCU
Messenger RNA from Mya arenaria, 813 nucleotides. RefSeq names its product sushi, von Willebrand factor type A, EGF and pentraxin domain-containing protein 1-like. The transcript is spliced from 5 exons. Bases 95 to 544 code for a protein of 149 amino acids. NCBI's taxonomy places the organism in Eukaryota, Metazoa, Mollusca, Bivalvia, Myida, Myidae. The record is from RefSeq and is a predicted model, not a curated record.